Branchiostoma belcheri (Belcher's lancelet) is the source of this 2250-nucleotide messenger RNA. RefSeq lists its product as uncharacterized. The transcript has 2 exons. Bases 1 to 2250 code for a protein of 749 amino acids. The record is from RefSeq and is a predicted model, not a curated record. Lineage: Eukaryota; Metazoa; Chordata; Leptocardii; Amphioxiformes; Branchiostomatidae.
AUGAAUUUGUAUACAGGGAAUGUUGCUGGGGUACCCGCCGAUACAAACGUGCCGAGAAAUGCCAUCAUCCAACAUGUUAUCCUGAGCGAGCGUUAUAUAGCCAAACCCAACGAUACUAAAGGUGCGGGUAUUUAUGCCGAUUUGAAGACUUGUAACUUAUUAUGGGAAUAUAAUCCCCGUUACCCCGAAGACUUUAUCAACAGUCUGAUGACUACAAGGGAAAGUGGGCUGAAUAUGGACGGUUGUGUGGUGGAUACAGCGACUCUUAUUUCUAUCUUAGAACAGUUACAUACCAUUGUGCCUCCCUACGAGUUCGCAAACAUGGGCCCAGUUGCGAAAGCCAUCAUGGCCGACACCCUGUCAGAAAAGGUGCGGCGAGAAUACAUCGACUACGCAACCUUACACGCUAAGCAAAGUGCUGUACAUGCUGUGAUGUCUAGGAUGCGCCCUUACGGCCUACUCAAUAACGAGACCAUCACCCCUAUGACCGGUAUGAAUCGGUUUAAGUCAGAUGUGUUGGCCCAUGGUACUGUGACUGGUACCAUGAGUUUGCCUUGGAUGAUCCCUGUUGACCGCACCCUCAAUCUGAAAGAAUCGAUACACGGAGUUGAUGACUCAAUGAAUAUCUAUGUGGCCAUAGGGCCAAACAAUGAGUUACUUCUGGGCCCUGGAUCAAGUCGCCACAUGAGCUCUUCCACUGCAGGCGGGGAUAGGUUGCACACUGGGCUACGACCGAGUACGGUAAUGCAGGGGCGAAGAUUGACCAAAGAUGUUACCGUAUACGACCAAUCAUACACUUUGGCCUUUGUUUUUGCUCCGGUCUCUACCACUGACUAUGGUGUGGUCCAAGAAAUAAAAAGCAGGUGCUGUAGGAAUACAGCUUGUCAUAAUGUACUUCCGCGCCAGUGGCGUGACAUCAUUCUUUAUAAGAUUGGUCGAGUUUCCGUUAAUCCCCACGAAAUCGAAGAAAUGGUCACUCUCGAGGGGUCAUGCGUGAACAAAAUUAACUCUUAUACUUUCAGCAUCGGUCCUGGAAUCUUCUGCCAUCUGUGGUACCUGCGGGACCAAGAGUAUAUGGUCCAGCCCUUAGAUGCAUUGAUUCCAGUGAUGCCCGACCCCUACGUUCUUGAAGCUUCACAUGAAGAUACAGGUGUUUUAGAAAGUUUACCCGAGUCACAAGUAGUGCAGCAAUCAACGACAUCACCGGCCCCCAGCGCGCAGCUGGAACCAGUCGGUAACCAAGACUUUGGUACCCAGGCCCAUAGUGACAAAAAUGAUGAGACGGCAGAGAGGGAGGGGGGGGAGAACAGUGGGUCUGAAGAGGAUGAUCUCAUGUUUGGACCCGAUUUGGGAAAUCAGCAGGGUGUUCCUCUUUCACAAUAUGGAGACUUUGUGAGGGAGUUCACCCAACCUAAUUCCAAACAAAAACCAUCUACAAGGCCUGUCUCUAACAAAUUGGUAAAAGGCAAUAGAAGUUUAAAAAGGCGAAGUGACCUGAAUCCUGGGGGUUCCACUGGUAAGAGAUUUAUACCUAACUACCACAUGUCUUUUUCAAAUAAUCAUCAUUUGACAACACCUAUCGAUCCCAAAACUAUCCUGGAAACGCUGGAAUUCCAAUUUCAGAAACCAUCGACCUCGCCCGAUCAAUUGGCGGGCGUGCUUUUAUCCCAUAUAGUAGCCUGGUACGGAAGGAAUAGUCAUGUGGACAUGGGACAUCUCAUCAUUGCGUGUAAAAAAUCACCAGCCUGGCAGACACUGCUUUGUGGACUGAUUGAACAGUUACCUGGCCACCACGAGGCGCACCUGUUUUUUGACAAACCCGAUGAAGACGGCCAGAGGUUUGUCACCUUGCGAAGAACGCACAGCAUAACACAAACAACUCGAUUUGAUUGGGGGAUUCCGACCACUUGCCUAGUGAGACACGUGAUAAAUGCAGCCAAACGUACACCUUGCAAUCCCAUGGAAUCAAUAUGGUACAGUACUCAGGUGCAAAAUCGCUCUGAAAACCUACGGCUAUGUGGAGAGGAGGCCGAGCGGAGAAGUCGCCUAAAGGACGUCCUCCGUUACGUAGACACUGACCCGGUCACGGAUGGGGGGUCACGUAUGGGGACAGAUGAUUUAGCAACAGUUAUUAUAUGUUUUCAUUUCAAGUUGCCGUGUAUGACUAGUGAAGAUCAGCGAUUGGGCACUGAGACCAUGGAGUCACCCGAAUUCAAACCUCUGUUGACCAGAUUCCACUCCUACCGUUGA